CUCACUUCCGCUUCCGGUUUGGCGGCUCCUGAGGCGCCGCCGCUGCCGCCACGAUGCUCAUCAAAGUCAAGACGCUGACGGGAAAGGAGAUCGAGAUCGACAUCGAACCCACGGACAAGGUGGAGCGGAUCAAGGAGCGCGUGGAGGAGAAGGAAGGGAUCCCCCCCCAGCAGCAGCGGCUGAUCUACAGCGGGAAGCAAAUGAACGAUGAGAAGACGGCGGCCGACUACAAAAUCCAGGGGGGCUCCGUCCUCCAUCUUGUCCUGGCCCUGCGGGGGGGCGUGGCCAGGCCCUGAGGGGGGGAAAGGGGCGUGGCCAGACCCAGACCACGCCCCCUCCCUUUCAAGCCACGCCCACCCUUCAUUUCCUUCCCCCCCCCCGAGCUCCUUUCCCGCCGGUGACUCCGUUAUUAUUAUUUAAUAAAGGUUCGCUGAUGACGUCAGCAGCGCGUCGGUGACGUCA
Molecule: messenger RNA, 462 nt
Organism: Pseudopodoces humilis (Tibetan ground-tit)
Lineage: Eukaryota; Metazoa; Chordata; Aves; Passeriformes; Paridae
Source: RefSeq, a predicted model, not a curated record